This is a messenger RNA of Suillus discolor, 1081 nucleotides long. RefSeq lists its product as uncharacterized. Bases 7 to 915 code for a protein of 302 amino acids. Lineage: Eukaryota; Fungi; Basidiomycota; Agaricomycetes; Boletales; Suillaceae. The transcript has 21 exons. The record is from RefSeq and is a predicted model, not a curated record.
GUUAACAUGCAAUUCAUCGUGUACUGCCGGGUGUAUUUUCGCGAGAGUUGGCGUACUAAGUCAUUGGUCAUUGUAAUAUGGCUGCUCGAUUUAUGCCAUUCCGCACUUGUGGCAAGCGCCCUCUGGGAUUCCAUCAUUGCGAGUGAUAGUGGCUUGGAUACACUUGACACAAUCCCCUGGAGUAUUGGUCCGGCGAUCGAGCUUACUGCUAUGAUCACCUUCAUCGUCCAAAGUUUCUUUGCGUACCGAAUCUAUAUAUUGCAAAAUAAGAAGCUCACUGUAGUGAUUCCAAUUGUUGUUCUCUCUUUGGCUCGUUUAGUCAUGACUAGCAUCACAAUGAGUGAAAUGCUCAGAUUGCAAUCAUACAGUGCAUUCUUUCAACGAUUUUCUUGGAUAUUCACGUUGGGACUCUCACUUUCGACACUCGUGGAUAUCAUGAUCACAACUUUUAUGUGCUACUUCUUUCGCAGAAAUCGCCCAACCUUUACGGACACUAUCCGUAUCAUUGACGCCCUGACGUUCUGGACAAUUCAGAAUGGCUCAAUGACAAGUACUGCGACCAUCGCGACAUUGAUUUGCUGGAAAGUUAUGCCUCAGAACCUCAUAUUCCUAGGUCUUCACUUCAUUGUAGCGAAAUUACAUGCAAAUUCCCUUUUAGCUACUACGUCAGUCUCAAUGCCAGAAAGCAAAUCUGGAACGGAGAGCAGCACACUCCUACAAACGAUCGAUCCAUGCCAAUCGUCUUUCUGGAGAACUUUGAGCACGCACCUGAAUCUUCGACCAUACAACAGGAAUUCUAGAUGCAGUUUGAUGCUCGCGAGUCGCCAACUGAAAGCAGGGCACCAACGUGGAAAUUUGGUGCAAGUAAAUGUCGAGGUGGAGACAGACAGCGGCGCAGACGAUAACCCAGUUUGAUGUUCUGUAGUUCGAACACUAUGCUAAUGACACCCUCACGACCCUUGUUUGCUGUGUCUCUGAGCUGCGAGCCCCUCGGCCCCGUCUAUUGGUCAACAUGUCGUGGGUACCUUGAUGGCAAGCGGAUCAAUCGAAUAUCAAAAUGUUCGACCAAUAGUCAGGCUGA